CAGAUUGUCUGUCUUUGCAGCAGCUGUAGGCAGAGGAGGCCAUUUUCCGUUUCUAGGAAGAGUGAGGGCGAGAGGAGAGAGAAAAGAAGGGGAAAAAAGGGCUCAGCGCCUCCCCGCCGGGCCGUGGACAAGAGGGACAGUUUCGGCAGGCGGGUGAGGUCGCUGACGGCCUGGAGAAGAUGUUUUCCCUGUCGAGCACCGUUCAGCCCCAGGUUACAGUUCCUCUGAGUCAUCUCAUCAAUGCCUUCCAUUCACCGAAAAACACAUCUAUUUCUGUCAGUGCAUCAAUUUCUCAAAACCAGCAUCGAGAUGUAGUGUCUGAGCAUGAGGCUCCCAGCAAUGAGCCUAUACUUAACUUAAGGGACCUUGGAUUAUCUGAAUUAAAAAUUGGACAAAUUGAUCAACUGGUAGACAGUCUACUUCCUGGAAUUUGUAAGGACAAGAACGUUUCUUCCCAUUGGCAUACAUCUCAUGUAUCUGCACAGUCCUUCUUUGAAAAUAAAUAUGGUUGCUUAGAUAUAUUUAGUACUUUACGUUCCUCUUGCUUGUACAGACAACAUUCAAGAACUCUUAAAAGAAUUUGUUCAGAUCUUCAGUACUGGCCAGUUUUCGUACAGUCUCGGGGUUUUAAAACUUUAAAAUCAAGGACACGACGUCUACAGUCCACUUCUGAAAGAUUAGCAGAAACACAACAUACAGCACCAUCAUUCGUGAAGGGGUUUCUUUUGCGGGACAGAGGAUCAGACAUUGAGAGUUUGGACAAACUCAUGAAAACCAAAAACAUACCUGAAGCUCACCAAGAUGCAUUUAAAACUGGUUUUGCAGAGGGUUUUCUGAAAGCUCAAGCACUGACACAAAAAACCAAUGAUUCUCUAAGAAGAACUCGCCUGAUUGUCUUUAUUCUGCUGGUAGUUGGCAUUUAUGGACUCUUAAAAAACCCAUUUUUAUCUGUCCGCUUCCGGACAACAACGGGGCUUGAUUCUGCCGUAGAUCCUGUGCAGAUGAAAAAUGUUACCUUUGAACAUGUUAAAGGAGUGGAGGAAGCUAAACAAGAAUUACAAGAAGUUGUUGAAUUCUUGAAAAAUCCACAAAAAUUUACUGUUCUUGGAGGUAAACUUCCGAAAGGAAUUCUUUUAGUUGGACCACCAGGGACAGGAAAGACACUUCUUGCCCGAGCUGUGGCCGGAGAAGCUGAUGUUCCUUUUUACUAUGCUUCUGGAUCAGAAUUUGAUGAGAUGUUUGUGGGUGUGGGAGCCAGCCGUAUAAGAAAUCUUUUUAGGGAAGCAAAAGCAAAUGCCCCGUGUGUUAUAUUUAUUGAUGAAUUAGAUUCUGUUGGUGGGAAGCGAAUUGAAUCUCCAAUGCAUCCAUAUUCACGGCAGACCAUAAAUCAACUUCUUGCUGAAAUGGAUGGUUUUAAACCCAACGAAGGAGUUAUCAUCAUAGGAGCCACAAACUUCCCAGAGGCAUUAGAUAACGCCUUAAUACGUCCUGGUCGUUUUGACAUGCAGGUUACAGUUCCAAGGCCAGAUGUAAAAGGUCGAACAGAAAUCUUGAAGUGGUAUCUCAAUAAAAUAAAGUUUGAUCAGUCUGUUGAUCCAGAAAUCAUAGCUCGAGGUACUGUUGGAUUUUCUGGAGCAGAGUUGGAGAAUCUUGUGAACCAAGCUGCUUUAAAGGCAGCUGUUGAUGGAAAAGAAAUGGUUACCAUGAAGGAACUAGAGUUUUCCAAAGAUAAAAUCCUAAUGGGUCCUGAGCGUAGAAGUGUGGAAAUUGAUAACAAAAACAAAACGAUCACAGCGUAUCAUGAAUCUGGUCAUGCUAUUAUUGCAUAUUACACUAAAGAUGCAAUGCCUAUCAACAAAGCUACAAUCAUGCCACGAGGGCCAACACUUGGACAUGUGUCCCUGUUGCCUGAGAAUGAUCGAUGGAACGAAACUAGAGCUCAGCUUCUUGCUCAGAUGGACGUCAGUAUGGGAGGAAGAGUGGCAGAGGAACUUAUAUUUGGAACUGAUUAUAUUACAACAGGUGCUUCCAGUGAUUUUGAUAAUGCAACCAAAAUAGCAAAGCGGAUGGUCACCAAAUUUGGAAUGAGUGAAAAGCUUGGAGUUAUGACCUACAGUGAUACAGGGAAACUGAGUCCAGAAACUCAAUCUGCUAUUGAACAGGAAAUCAGAAUCCUUCUGAGGGAUUCGUAUGAGCGAGCAAAACAUAUCUUGAAGACUCAUGCAAAAGAGCACAAGAAUCUAGCAGAAGCUUUAUUGACCUAUGAGACUUUGGAUGCCAAAGAGAUUCAGAUUGUUCUUGAGGGGAAGAAAUUGGAUGUGAGAUGAUAGCUCUUGAUGCAUUGUUGGUUUUAUUGCAAGACCAUAAGUAGCACUGCAGUAGUCGUAUUUUGCAACACUUUUCUCCCAUUCUUGGUAUCACUCAAGGGUGUGAAACACUUUUGUCAGUCUUUUGUCACAUUUAUCUAAUUUUGAUUAUUCUCAUGAUGGACACCUACUGCAAAUAGCAAAUUUAUUAAAGAAAAUAAAGAACUAUCAGGAUUGAAAACAGCUUGUUUGAGAAAUGUCAAUCAGUUAUUAAGUUGAAAAUAAGUAAUGAUUUUAUGGUUGGUUACAGUGCUAGAUGUGAAUAGAAAUUGUGCCUUUAGCUCUUGGGAAGUAUUUUUACUUAGGAAAAUAAAAUUCUUGAAGGAUUGUCUUUAUUUCUAGAUAGUAUCACUUAUCUUUGAUAAAGAAAUGAUGCUAUUUGGCUAUUCAUAAAUCAUAUUUCUACAUACAUCAGUGGAAAAAACUUCAUUAAGAUGCACUUAAUUAUGAUCUAGAUUGGCCAUAUAUAAAGUGUUUUUUUAAAAAUCUAAGAGUAGAGAAUUGUGAACCUACAGAUACAAUCAGAAUUUAAAUGAUUAUUAUAAGCUUUUUAAAAUGCAACUUGCAUUUUCAUGGUCUUUUUUUUUUUUUUAACAUAACUAUCGCUCUGAAAAUGAAGUUUAUUUCAAAGCAGCAGUAUUUUGUUAAAUAAACAAGUAACACACCUCAAAUUAUGAAUAACUAUGUAAUUAUGCUUUGCAUUGAAACCAAAAUAAAACCAAAAACCCAGUCCCAUUCAGAGUGAACUUUUGAAUUAUGCUGUGUUAGAAAUGGAAAGUUGUUUUUUUCAGUCAGGUUUUGUGAAUAUGAAUGUGUUGUUACAGGAUUUACAGAUGACUUUAUUUAACUCAGUAGAAAAAUUAUUUUAGAGCACAUUGUAUUGGUUUUACAACCAUAUUGAUAUUCUUGAAGUGAUUUUAUUAAAAUUACGUACAGUUUUCUAGUAACUUUUAAGCUGUAUAUGGUCUUCGUUGAGGUUGGUAGAGGGAGCUUGCUACAUGACAUUCUUGCCCUUUUAUUUUGGUAAUUUAAAAUUUUGAUGUACUUUCAAACUUAGAGAAACAUUACCAGAAUAAUACAAGGAAUUCCCAUAUACCCUUGAUUCAGAUAUACCAGUUAUUUUCAUUUGCCCGUUUUUUAUUGCCCCUGCUUCCUUUCUCCCUUUCUCCUCUCUUCCCUCCCUCCCUCCUUCCCUCCCCUUCUCUCUGUGUUUAUAUAUAUAUGAGUAUACAUGUCUUUGUGUGGACACGUUUUCAUUUGUCUUGGUAGACUUCUAGAAAUUGCUGUGUGAUGUGGUGAGUUUCUGUUUAACUUUUUAAGAACCUGAUGAACUGUUUUGAAAGUAACUAUAUAAUUUUAUGUUCCAACUACCAGUGUAUGAAGGUUCCCAUUUCUCCAUAUCUUGUACAGUGUUUCUUAUAGUCUUGUGUUUUUGACAAAGCCAAUCUAGUGGGUAUGAAGUAGAAUCUCACUGUGGAUUUAAUUUACAUUUCCCUAGGACUAGUGAUUUUGAACAUCCUCUGCUAGGCUUUUGGUCAUUUGUAUAUUGUCUUUGGAGAAAUGGCUGUUGAAAUCCUCCCUCCCCUCUUUGGGUUGUUGUCUUCUGUGUUGUAAGAGAUCAUAUAUUCUAAAGAUAAGUCCUUUAUCAUAUGGAUCUUGUUUUUUUUUAAUCCAGUCUGAAAAUAUCUGUUGUUUGAGUAGGGUAUUUAGUUCAUUCAUACUUAAUAUUUAUGUAGUUGCUUUUACAUCUGCCAUUUGCUAUUUGUUUUCUGUUUUUCUCAUAUCUAAAGAGAUCCCUGUGUUCCUCUUCUUUUUUUUGGCUGCACAGCAUGGCUUGUGGGAUCUUAGUUCCCCAACAGGAAUUGAACCCAGGCCCUUGGCAGUGAGAGCACGGAGUCCUAACCACUGGACUAACAGGAAAUUCCCUGUUCCUCCUAUUGUGAAUUAUGUCUUAGCAGUUGCUCUAGGGAUGACAAUAUGCAUUUAUCACUCUUAAUCACAGAUUCCUUCAAAAUAAUACAAGUUUAAUUCUGUCAAAAUGUAGUAAAUUUGUUCCAGUAUAUCUCCUUUUCUUUUCUUUGUGUUAUUGUUGUCAUGUUACAUCUGUACGUGUUACAACAACUUAAUACAAUGACAUUAACUACUGGUUUAUAUAAUCUUAAGUCCUCUGUCUUUAUCUAGGGAUGUCUUUAUUUUGCCUUUGUUUUUUAAGGAUAUUUUUGCUGGAUAUAGAAUACAUGAUUAACAGUUUAUUCUUUAAUCACUUUGAAUGUGUCGUCCCACAGUCUCUGACUUCCAUUAUUUUUGGUGAAAAGUCAGCUGUUAAUGGUAAUUUUGGUCUCCUUUUCCAAUAGGUUGUUUUUCACUUGCUGCUUUCAAGAAUUUUUUCUUAGCCUUGUCUUUUAACAGUUUGACUAUGAUGUGUAUAAGUGUGGAUAUUCUUGAGUUUUUCCUACUUGAGAUUCGUUGAGCUUCUUGGAUCUGUAGAUUAAUGAUUUUCAUCAGAUUUGAGACUUUUUUGGCAAUUAUUUCUUCAAAUAUAUUUAUUUGCCCUUUCUCUCUUCUUCUGGGAUUCUCCUUUCACAUGUGUUGGUGUACUUGAUGUUGAUCUGGUCUCUGAGGCUUUGUUCAUUUUUUUCAUUGCUUUUCUCCCUCUUGUCUUCAGAUUGAAUACUUUCUGUUGAUUCAGCUUCAAGUUCACUGAUUCUUCUUCUUUCAACUGAAUUUUUCAUUUCAGAUAUUAUAUUUUUCAGCUCCAAGUUUCUAUCUGGUUCUUUCAUAUACCUUGUAUCUCUUUACUGAGAUUCUUCAUGCAUUGCAUCAUUUUCAUCAUAGCUCUCAUUAAUUCUUUAAACAUGAAUUCCAUUAGUUCUUUGAACAUGUUCAUAAUAGCUGCUUUUAAGUCUUUGCUCAUUCUAACAUCUGGAGAUACUCAGUUCCUGUUGAAUGCUUUUCUUCCUCAGUAAGGGUACACUUUCUUCUUUCUGUGCUUUGUAAUCUUGUUGAAUUUCAGAUAAUGUAGCAAUUACUAAUUCUGAAUUUUUCCCCAGAGGGUUGUUCUUGUUUUAUUUAGUAACUUGCCACCAGUAAAUUUGUGAAAUCUGUCUCCACGGCAGUGUGCAGUCACCGAUGUCUCUACUCAUUUUUUAAAAUAUUAAAUCUUGCUUCCUAAGUGUUGCUGCUGUGAUUGCAUAGCUUAGCAUAUAGCCAAAGAUUGGACAGAGGUUGUGUUCAAACCCGAUCAGUCAGGCCUCCACUCUGCCAAUGGAUCUGUGUGGGCUGGCAAGUACAUUCAGUGUUCAGGUCAUUUUCAAGUCUGCUCUGGUCUGUGCUUUCUGAUGGGCUUUUUUGCUUCUCCCUUGUGCAUAUGUGCAGGCUUUGGCAACCCAUGUACCCAUGGUAUGUGGGUGGCCUGAACCAGCUUCAGUUUCCGCUUUGCAUGCCCGUACAUCUGGAGUAUAUAGAGUGCUUAUCAAACCCAGAUGGCUGUCUUACCUCCUAGAACUUCCAGUGAAAUCCCUAACUACUCUGUUGUUUGCCCCAAACAGGACUACAACCUCACUGAGCCUUGUCUGCUUACCACUGAGCUCCCAGGUUAACUUACAAUGCGUCAUAUCAAAUGAGUCCCCUCUGGCAGUGACAGCAAGCCUUGUUCCCUGGCUCUGCUGUUGCCCUGGUUGAACUACUGCACCCGUAGACCUGGCCCAGGAUGUGGCAGCACAGGAAUCCCACAGGCUCACAGGUUCUUUCCCUAACUGGGUUUCAUGAAUAAGCACUUCUUAGUUUGUUGUAGAUCUUCAGUUAAUUUCCAGAGUGCUGAAAUGGCUGUUUUAUUAAAGUUUAUCCAAAUUUAUAGCUGCUUUUUAAAAAAUGGAGAUGAUUUGUCAACCUCCUCCCCUCAUCAUGCCGAAAGUGUAUUUCCCCAGCUUAUUUGAAUCACAUUUCAACCAAAUCAGUUUAAUAAGAAUGGACUUCGAGAGGACUUGUAAACUUUUUAAAGCUGUCCAUUGAAAGCUACCACAAUGCCAGAGUUUUACAAGUAACCUAUACCUAUUAAAUAGAUUACUUGUGGUAAUUGAUACAUGUUUUAUUUUUAGAUAUUCUUUGUUCAUAUUCAUUUUAAAGUAAAUACUGAGUUACUACAAUCUGGCUAGUUAUAAGCAGUUUUCUUAAUGUAAGUAUGUAAUAUUUUAAUAAAAUAUGUUGGAAUGUA
Messenger RNA from Balaenoptera acutorostrata (minke whale), 6579 nucleotides. RefSeq names its product YME1 like 1 ATPase (gene YME1L1). NCBI's taxonomy places the organism in Eukaryota, Metazoa, Chordata, Mammalia, Artiodactyla, Balaenopteridae. Bases 180 to 2327 code for a protein of 715 amino acids. The record is from RefSeq and is a predicted model, not a curated record. Gene Ontology annotation, biological process: mitochondrion organization; protein quality control for misfolded or incompletely synthesized proteins. The transcript is spliced from 19 exons. Gene Ontology annotation, cellular component: mitochondrial inner membrane. Gene Ontology annotation, molecular function: metalloendopeptidase activity; ATP-dependent peptidase activity; ATP hydrolysis activity.